Molecule: messenger RNA, 1321 nt
Organism: Siniperca chuatsi (mandarin fish)
Lineage: Eukaryota; Metazoa; Chordata; Actinopteri; Centrarchiformes; Sinipercidae
Gene: abhd6b
Product: abhydrolase domain containing 6, acylglycerol lipase b
Exons: 8
Coding region: 219-1163 (314 amino acids)
Source: RefSeq, a predicted model, not a curated record
CUGCCGGGACUGAAUGCACUCCACAGGGACAGUUUAUUUUUAUUUCAAAUUUCAGAAAGAUACGUUGACUAUUUAUGCUUGCAACACAUCGACGAUACCGGCAAAAACACUAAAGUGUCUGCUUGCUGUAAAACUAAUCAACAGUUGAACCAGCGGUCACAUGUGCCUAUCUGUGACAGAAGGAACAAGGAAGAAGAAAAUCAUCUGAAAAGCGAGCCAUGGCAGCUGAUCUAGAUGUGGUGAACUUGUUUAUCAUUGCGGGGGGAACACUGGCUAUUCCCAUCCUGGCCUUUGUUGCUUCCGUCCUCCUCUGGCCCUCAGCACUCAUUAAAGUGUAUUACUGGUACUGGAGGAGGACUCUGGGCCUGCAGGUGCGCUACGCAGACUGCGGUGGCUAUCGCUUCUGUUACACCUACAGAGGAAAGCCUGGGAUGAGACCCUCCAUUUUAAUGCUGCAUGGCUUCUCUGCUCACAAAGACACGUGGCUCACUGUUGUCAAGUAUCUACCAAAACAUCUGCACAUUGUGUGUGUGGACAUGCCUGGCCAUGAGGGAACAACACGCACCAACACAGAGGAUUAUUCCAUUCAGGGGCAGGUCAGAAGGAUCUAUCAGUUUGUGGAAACCAUUCGCUUAAACAGGAAACCUUUCCAUCUGGUUGGAACCUCUAUGGGGGGAAAUGUGGCCGGGGUUUACGCAGCCUGCUACCCCUCAGAGAUCUGUAGCAUGACUCUCAUUUGUCCAGACGGUAUAAGACACCCGUGUGAGACCAAAUUUGACAAUCAACUGCAGGACCUGGAGCACAGCAAUUACACAUUAAACAUCCCGCUGAUCCCUACUACACCCGAGGAGAUGGAGGACAUGUUCAGACUUUGUUCUCAUGUUCGCUUUAAAAUCCCUCAGCAGAUUCUCCAAGGACUGGUAGAUGUCCGGCAGCCUCACAACACAUUUUACCAAGAAGGUGGUGGAUGUCUCUGGAGCUACAGUCAUUGCAGAGGCGUUGCCUGGAUGCAGAGUGGACCUGCUGGAGAACUGUGGACACUCUGUGGUGAUGGAGAGGCCUUGUCGGACAGCCAAACUCAUCCUGGAGUUCAUCAUCUUGCAGCAAGAUGCCAGGGGCGGCAAAAAGAAAUCUUCCUGAACCAAAGACUUUUAAUCAUUUAAUUUCCACUGCAAUGCUUCACAUCUUCCUUGCACAUGACAUGCAUAUGUAGACAGAUGUCCAAGCUUAAAAAAUGUACAUUAAGACAGCAAGCAAUAUAGUCCCCCAGCAUUUCUUAGAUGAUAAAAUAAAUCGCAUUUAAUUUAUAAUGUAAACUGGA